Messenger RNA from Lagenorhynchus albirostris (white-beaked dolphin), 342 nucleotides. It is a transcript of the gene GUCA2B, whose product is annotated as guanylate cyclase activator 2B. Gene Ontology annotation, molecular function: guanylate cyclase activator activity. The transcript is spliced from 3 exons. Gene Ontology annotation, cellular component: extracellular region. Lineage: Eukaryota; Metazoa; Chordata; Mammalia; Artiodactyla; Delphinidae. The record is from RefSeq and is a predicted model, not a curated record. Bases 1 to 342 code for a protein of 113 amino acids.
AUGGCUCACAGGGCACUGUCAGGGCUGCUGUUGUGUGGCGUUGCUGCGGUCUUCCUGGUACUGCUGCAGGGUGCACAGUCAGUCUACAUCCAGUACCAAGGCUUCCAGGUCCAGCUGGAAUCGGUGAAGAAGCUGAAUGACCUGGAGGGGCAAUGGAUGCCCAGCCCUGACCUGAAAACCCAGAGAUCCCAGUCCUCCAUGUGCCACUACCCGUCCCUGCCACUGGACCUCCAGCCCAUCUGUGCCUCUGGGGAAGCAGACAGCAUUUUCCAGGACUUGAGGACCAUCGCUGCUGAUGACUGCGAGCUGUGCGUGAAUGUUGCCUGUACUGGCUGCAGCUAA